Messenger RNA from Tetranychus urticae (two-spotted spider mite), 1556 nucleotides. RefSeq names its product transmembrane protein 65. The record is from RefSeq and is a predicted model, not a curated record. Lineage: Eukaryota; Metazoa; Arthropoda; Arachnida; Trombidiformes; Tetranychidae. Gene Ontology annotation, cellular component: mitochondrion.
UCAGUUAAGCAGCCAAAGGAUUUCAUGAAAGCUACAUUAUUGGGAGGAAAAGGCUUAGAGAAAGGAAAUAGUGAAAGAGAAGAAAGAGAUUAUUGAAUUGUGCAUAAACCCAAAGGCAUUCAUCAUCUUCUCCUCUUCUUCAUCUUUAUCAUCAACAACUUACGACUUUCCCUUAUUUAUGUUUCAUCUUGUCUUUCUUUUUUCUAUACUCAGCUACAAAAAGCAUUACACUGUUUUGUUUUGUUUUGUUUCGACCUUUCAAUGCUUCCUACCUUUUCACUGCUGCUUUAGUCAACAUUUACUGCUCCAAAUCAUCUUUUAAUUGUGUUUAUCGAUCUUUAUUUAUUACUUAUUCAAUCAAUAAAUGUUUAUAAAUCAAACCUUAACUGUGAUAUGUUGGAUUAUGAUCACUCAGUAUCCAAAACCAAGCAUCUAUUAAUAGUUUUGCUACCAUCAUUGCUACUGAAGACUAAACAGAAAUCCGUCCUUAAUCAAAUUAACCCUCCCAAUUAAAUAUCCAUCGCAAUCAAUUCAAUGUCAUCAAUUGUUUCUUAGUUGACGAAUCAAAUUAAAUUAGUGACUAACCAAGCCAGUGAAAAAAUCCCAUUAUUAACUUAAUUCAUCAUCACAAACUCUAGAUGAAAACUAUCCAAGUGAUUCGGAAUCUUGGUCAGCUGGGAAACCAAAAUUUUUUAGCUAAAAAAUUACUCUCAAAUGUUGGGUAUAAGUUAACCUUUAAACAAACUGCUUAUUAUAAGUCAGGGUCCUUUUUAACAGAGCCCGAUGGGGUCAAAACAUUUGUUGAUCUACUUGGCACCAAAGAGCAAGAUAUGUUGAUGCAAGAGUUAUCUAAAAGACGAGAACUAAUUUUACCAGAUAAAGGAUCUCAGUCUGUUAACGUGAUUCCACCAAACUCUAAACAAAUGCGUCAAAUUGCCUUUCAUCAAUCACUUCCUUUCAUUGGAUUUGGUUUUCUUGAUAAUUUUAUUAUGAUUCUUGCGGGUGAAUAUAUUGAUACAACACUUGGAGUCGCUUUUGGUAUUUCCACCAUGGCUGCUGCUGCCCUUGGAAAUGCUAUAUCAGAUGUGGCUGGAAUAGGGUCAGCUUGGUAUGUUGAGACACUAGCCAAUAAGAUCGGUGUUACUUAUCCAAAAUUGACGCCAGCUCAGACUGAUAUGUUACGAACUCGUUUAAGCGUUCAAAUCGGACGGGUUAUUGGUAUCUUGAUCGGAUGUUUUCUCGGCAUGAGCCCACUGUUAUUUUACUCCAAUGAAACUUCCAAAAAUUCCAAGGCAAUAGAAGAACCAGCAACAACAUAAACAUGGAAACCCAAAGACACCAAGAUCUGAUAAAAGUUAUAGCAAAAUUUGCUUGUCGCUUUGUUUCCAUCUUGUUUUAAAGAUUUUAAUAGAGAUAAAGGACAAGUGGCAUUAACCUAGCCAUCACUCGAAAGAUUGUUCAAAAAUUGUGACGAUAAGCCAAAUUAUGAAUCAUUCUCUUAAAGACUUAUUCGAUUAACUCUUUACAAACACAACAUGCACAUUCAUAACUAAAAA